GUUUGCUCACAUCACUAAUUUUAUAUUUAUAAGGAAAGAUGCGCGACGAGAUUUUGGAUCCGCAUAAUUUGGUUAAAAACCGAGAAAUAUUAUACCGGUUAAUGAUAAGCCAGUUAAUGUACGAUGGCUUGGAAAAAUUUGCAAUGGAGCUGUCAAUGCUGGUCAAGGCGGAUCAAUGUGCGCCAAGUGAACGUCUGCUGCAUGUCAUGAUAUCGGGCAUGCAGACAAUGGCUGACAAAGAUAAAACCAACACGGAUGAUGUGCUGCCUGGCAUUGAUCUAGAAUUUGAGCCGGAGGCAUCUGCACUGGCGCCAGAGCCGCAUUCCUAUGAAACUGCAUAUGUUACGUCGCACAAGCAGGCUUGCCGUGCUGGUGCCUUCAGCUUUGAUGGCUCUCUGGUAGCCACGGGCAGUGUGGAUGCUAGCAUCAAAAUAUUGGAUGUGGAGCGCAUGCUGGCCAAAUCGGCGCCAGAGGAUAUCGAGCCUGGUCGCGAACAGCAGGGUCAUCCAGUUAUUCGCACACUGUAUGAUCACACGGAUGAGGUGUCUUAUCUGGAAUUUCAUCCGAAGGAGCAUAUACUAGCGUCGGCCUCUCGCGAUGGCACCGUGAAACUCUUUGACAUUGCCAAGCCUUCGGUGAAGAAGGCGCACAAAGUACUCACCGACUGUGAGCCGGUGCUAUGCGUCUCCUUUCAUCCAACUGGGGACUACAUAGCCAUUGGCACAGAGCACAAUGUACUGCGUGUUUAUGACGUGCACACGACGCAGUGUUUUGUUAGCGCAAUUCCAUCGCAGCAGCACAAGGCAGGCGUCACGUGCGUAAAGUAUUCGCCCACAGCAAAGCUCUAUGCAACGGGAAGCUUUGAUGGCGAUAUCAAAAUCUGGGAUGGCAUCAGUGGGCGGUGUAUUAACACUAUUGCUGAGGCGCACAGCGGGGCGGCCAUUUGUUCCUUGCAGUUUACGCGAAACGGAAAGUACUUGCUUUCAUCUGGCAUGGACUCGAUUGUUUACCUGUGGGAGCUAUGCACCAGUCGACCCAUACAGACAUAUACGGGCGCCGGCACCACCGGCAAACAGGAGCAUCAAGCGGAAGCUGUAUUUAAUCACACCGAAGACUAUGUACUGUUCCCAGAUGAGGCGACCACGUCUUUAUGUUCCUGGAACUCGCGUAAUGGCUGUCGCUUGACACUGAACUCUCUGGGUCACAACGGACCUGUCCGCUACAUAACCCAUUCGCCCAAUGCGCCCGCUUUUCUCACCUGUUCCGAUGAUUUCCGAGCACGUUUUUGGUAUCGCCGUGCUAAUAAUCAAUAGUUGCUAGGAUUCUAAUAAAACUUAAAACUAUUUUACUGUUUA
This is a messenger RNA of Drosophila virilis, 1355 nucleotides long. It is a transcript of the gene CstF50, whose product is annotated as cleavage stimulation factor subunit 1 Cst50. Gene Ontology annotation, molecular function: protein binding; RNA binding. Gene Ontology annotation, cellular component: mRNA cleavage stimulating factor complex. The record is from RefSeq and is a predicted model, not a curated record. NCBI's taxonomy places the organism in Eukaryota, Metazoa, Arthropoda, Insecta, Diptera, Drosophilidae. Gene Ontology annotation, biological process: mRNA 3'-end processing.